AAGAAAUUAUAAAGCCACUAAAGUGUAAAUUUAAAUCUAGUAAUUUCGCUUGACGAGACUAGAGUAAAUUACCCUAGUGAAAGUCUAGUACACGACAGGAGCGCCAUUGGGAGUCAUCGAUUUAAAUUGUUUAGAACCGGCCCUAACCUAAAAAUAUGGAGACACGAAUAUCAAAAAUUUCUACAAGAGUUUCUCAUCUAUGAAACUACUCUGUGGUGGCGUCAUUGUAGAAUAUGAAUUUAAAAGAGUGACAGUUGAUCACGUCCAAUCCUGCCUCGUGAAUGAAAUUUAAUUAGUUUGUAUUUGUAAAAGUUUAUGUACCUAGUAAAUACAAGAAUAGUCCAGCAAUUUCAUUCAAAGUUAUUCGAUUAAUCUGUGAGUUUCCUUUAACACGCGUACAAACAAAAUACAAGAAUGGCCGAAUUGUCUAUAUGGGAACCAACAUUGGAAGAAACUAUGGUAAAACUUCGAAGUACAUUAGGCCUGUUAUACCAAAUAUGGGAAGAGAUAGGAUUUACAAAAGAAACCCGUUCCAUGUAUUGUGAACAGGUAUUUUGUCACAUAAAUGACCUCUUACAAGAAAUGGUUUCAGAAUCACAACUGAAAAAAGAAACAAUAUUAAGCAAUGUUACUCAAUUAAUGGAUCAAAUUUCUUCUACAAGUAAGGAAUUAGGAAGAGAAGUACAAACGACUGGAUAUGAAAAUUAUUCAUUGAAAGACCUAGAGCAAGUGCUAUCUUCAGAUUUACAAAAGCUGCAAUAUUGUAAAGAUCAGCGCAUGACACUUUUAAAGGAAUUGCGUGAAAAGGAACAAUCCCUUUGUCGAGUACUUGGUACUCAACCAAUUAAUCUAAAGGAUAGUUUACCAUCUGAAGAGGAACUGGAGAGUUUCAAACUAUAUCUGGAAAAGCAGGAAGGCGAGAAGAAUCGUCUAGAAUCAGUUUUUAAGGAAAUGCGCAGAACGAUCAUCAAAAUGAUGGAUGACCUGGGCAUUUCUCCAUCCACAAAUUUUGAACAUUUUAUAUACACAGAUAGUGAAAACUUUGUUUGCAAUAACAUUAAUAUGACCAAGUUGAGAGAACUUAGAGAUGAUCUUAAACAUCAGGUAGAUAAGGCAAAGGUACAUGUAGAGGAUCUUAAACAAGAGCUACAUGAAAUAUGGAAAUACCUUGAUGAACCAGAACGUAUUUGUCAAUCCUUUCUUACUAGUUAUGUUGGAUACAGUGUUGCAACUAGAAAUGCAUUACAAGAAGAAUUAGCAAGAUGUAAAGAAAAAAGAAAGCAAAAUAUUGCAAAAUAUGUGUCACAAGUAAGAGAUCAAUUGGUGAAUUUAUGGGAUUUAUGUAAAUUCAGCGAAGAGCAAAGAAAACAAUUCCAAUAUUUUCAUUGUCAGACAUACACAGAAGAUUUACUGACAUUACACGAGCUUGAAGUAAAAAGAGUACAGGAAUUUUAUAAGAAUUACAAGGCUAUAUUUGAACUCUUAGAAGAACGUGACAACUUGUGGACAAAAAUGAAGGAACUGUUGCAACGUGCAAAUGAUCCAGAUCGUUUCUACAAUCGUGGUGGUCAGUUAUUAAUGGAAGAGAAAGAACGUAAGACAAUUCAAAAACAAUUACCAAAAAUAGAAGAGCAACUGAAGAAUUUAAUAAAAGAGUAUGAAGAAAUACAUGGGGAAGAAUUUACUAUAAAUGGAGUAACAAUAGAGGAAUUGUUAAAAGAGUCAUAUGAUCAUUUGAAUGAAGAAAAGGAAACAAUAAAAAAGGCUAGGAAAGAGGCAAAAGAUAAAUCAGUGAAAAAAAUAACUUUAAGUGCUUCUAGGAGACUCACACCCAAUUCAUCAAAGAAAACACCAGGUAUAUUAAGUACUCGUCGACAUACACCACUGAGUACAUCAAAGAGAAAGUUGUUGUUCACUCCAUCUCCAAAUACAUCAGCAAAACGUAGGAAUCUCAGCAGUGUUACUGGAUCUAAAUUGAGGAGGAGUGCAAAAGUUACAAGAAAAAUCUUACAGUCUGGAAAAAAAAUAAUUAAAAAUAAGCAAGAUGAAGAAAAUUCUAUGUCGCAAAACUCUGCAGGUACAGAUACAACAUAUAAUCAAUUCAAAGAACAUUUAGAAGAUAAAGGAGAAUUACGAAGCUCUUUAUUACCAGAACAAGUACUAACAAAUGCAACUAAAUCAAGAAUGAAGACACCGGUACGAACUCCUGCUAAACCAAUGCGAAAAAAUUUACCAUCCAAGUUAACACCUACAACUCCCAAAGUAAUGCAGUCACAAUUAGUUAAAUCACCUCGCAGUCCUAGGCUUGUACAAUCAUCAAAACUUGCUCCAGUAUCAACACCUUUACCUAUCAUUUUUUAAAAUAGUUCUAACAAAAAUCCUUGCAAGUAAUUCAAAUUUUAAUUCAUAUAACAUGAUUUCUAAAUAUUUUAAGUUUAAAACCAAUAAUAAUUUUUUAUAUAUUUUAAAGUUAAUGACUUUAGGGAAAUAUUACUUAAUUAUUAUAGGUUAUGUGUCACGUAUGUGUAAUAGAUGCUUACAUGUGUAUAAUUGGCAGGGUAAUACUCUUUUAUGUUAUUUCUUUGAAUGUAUAAUGCUAAUUUGUUAAUGCGUCUUUCAUGUUUUAUUAUUUAAAUGCAAUCUUUUGUAUAUGUGUGUAUUCACUACAAAUUAUAAAACAAAUUAUUAUUGUAUACAUGAAAUAGUGUAUUUACAAAGUUGGAUUGUAAAUAAAAUUUCAGUUCUGAA
Molecule: messenger RNA, 2748 nt
Organism: Hylaeus volcanicus
Lineage: Eukaryota; Metazoa; Arthropoda; Insecta; Hymenoptera; Colletidae
Product: protein regulator of cytokinesis 1-like
Exons: 1
Coding region: 415-2361 (648 amino acids)
Biological process (GO): microtubule cytoskeleton organization; mitotic spindle midzone assembly
Cellular component (GO): mitotic spindle midzone; spindle; cytoplasm
Molecular function (GO): microtubule binding
Source: RefSeq, a predicted model, not a curated record